AUGUGUGGAGUAGUGUCAACAGAGUGUCCACAUCUUUCUGCUGUCAGUUUUGAACACACUCUGUCCUCUGAUGAUGUGCUGGCUCACUUCUUCAAUGAUUUCUUAAGCCUGCCGUCUUUCCCAGAGACUUUGCUGUACAACCAGGAGACUGGGCUGUUUGAGGUGGUGAGUGGAGCAGCUGAAUUUAUCUCCAGAAGAAUCAGAUCAGUUAUGGACGGCAGCAAAUCACAACUCCUUACUCGUAUCCCCACAGUGCUGACCAGAACUCCUCCUGCAGACAGCCAUUACACUGUCCGUUGCCUGGACAGAGAGCAAGGAAUUCAGUGGAUCACAGAAGAAAGAUUACCCUUUUUCCUUCAAAGUGACUACUACGUUGAAUACAGACUAGCCAAGUUGUUGUUUCAGUGGGACCCAAACCUCUGUAUCCAGAGAAGGAAGAGCAGCUCAAGUCGGACCUACCUGUCAACCCCACAACUGUGCUGUUCCUCCCAGUUUGACAGAGAAAAUAACAAUGCACUGAAGGCCCUCACAUGCUCAAAUUCUUUAGAGAAUAUUUCAGCACAACAAGGGCCAGUGACCAUGUACAACUUUACAUAUCUACCCUCUGGCCAGAAGGAACACAUCAAUACAAAAUGCAGGGAAUCAUCCAGAUGUUUCUCCAGCUGUUCUGAGCAAGAUUACCCAUGUACCUUUUCCUCUUUGUCCUCCUCAUGUUCCUCCCCCUCUAAUCUUAAAUGUGAGAAAACUCAGGAUCUCCAAAGCCCACAAACAGAGUUACGCCUCUGCUUCACAGAGCCAUCAGCUGGAAACUCAAAGAUGAAAUAUCUCACUGAGUCCAGUAGCCAGAAUUUUGAGUCUUCUGAACUACAGCUGGAGUACCUGGCUGCCAGAGUGGUUAAACAGGUGCUUAACAAUGCCCUGAAUGUCAUGGGUGAUCAGAGCCAGGACAGCAUUUCUGACUGUACCAGCACAGAGAAAUCCUGUGAAUGUAAUGUUUGCCGACAUUCAUCUAAUGGAGGCAGAGAAAGACUGAAUGGGAAGAAAGAGAAAGUUCAGGAGGGCAAGAGGGGGAGUGAAGCGAAGACAGAAUGGCAUCAGAAGAACAGGGAGGUGGGGAGAACGGGCACAGACCAAGAGAGUAUCCCUGAUAUUUGUUGCCAUGGAACCUGUUGCCAGUACAAUAGAGCAGGCUUGGACAAGUUCAAGGAGUUUUUGCGAGGAACGUCAGGAGAAAAGCUAUAUAAUCUCUGGAUGGAUAUAGAAAAACUGAAAGCUGUACAACACAGAGAGCGGAAGAACAGGUAUUUGGUCCUGAUGAGGGGCCGGUACCUACUGAGCAGCAGUCAGAGCAGUCUGAACUCAGAGCUGCUCUCCACACUGGGACUGACGACCUCCCCCUGCUGGACAGAGGAGAAACUGUGCUCAGUUCAGCCUUACCUCACUGAGGCUCUGCUCUACUACUGGGUUCCAAGGUUCUGGAAGUCUCGCUGUGCUCAGAAAGACCAAGAUGAUACCUCUAACGUGGGGCUGUGGUCAGAAGGGUGGAAGAGCCCUCUGUCAGGCAGACAAAUCCACCGUGACCCUUUGACCCUGCCUCCCCUCCUCCAUGGCAACGGCUUGUUCCGAUCCUCCCAUACUGUCCAUUCACAGUUGUAUUUUAGCAGAAGUCAGUCACUGGGAAGCAGGAGAAUGGAAAAGAUGUUUCAGGCUCUCUGUGUUGAUUCACGUGCCGGCUUGUACUUCACACACUUCUGUGUACAAUCUGGAAACCAGCUGUGGGAGAGUGCAGUUUACUUCUGGACUGACCUGCAGCACUACCAUGAGCUGUUCUACCAGGAUGGGAUGGAUCCCUACAGAGUACAGAGAGAGGCACAGAUCUUAUAUGCCACAUAUGUGUACAGUUCUGCCAGGAGGAGCAUUGGCGUGGAUGAGGAGAUCAGAAGGAAGGUGUAUGACCAACUAAUGCCAGCUUUUGAGGAGCUGUUUGAUGAGGUUGAGGAAUACACACUGAACAUCCUGCUGGAACCAUGGACACUGCUGGUCAGCAGGGACAAAGAGUCCUUCCAGAAGGUGCGUGUGCAGGAGGAGGUUCACACGGUUGAAAGCCGGGAGCCCAGGGAACCCCGGAGUGUGUACGAGGAGUCACAGCGCCAGAAAGAGGUGCAGCAGUCCAGGUCCAUGCAGUCUCUCUCUCCUACUGCUUCAUCCACUCCCUUCUCAAAGGGCCCCCAAGCAUCUGACUCUUGGUCCAGAGUGUCUCCAAAUUACCAAGGUUAUCGUCUAGGUUCCUUACUUCGUCACCGCCAUGAGAUUGGCCACUUUAUGUCUUUCCUCCAGAGUCAGGAUGCCAGUAUUCAUCUGACAUGCUGGCUGGAUCUGGAGCAGUACAGAAGGACUCCGCAAAAGGACAAGGCUGUCAAACAAGAGAGGUCCUCUCACAUUGCAACCAAAUACCUCAACAAGAAGUACUUCUUUGGCCCUGACAGCCCUGCGUCAACAGAACAACAGAAUGAUAUACUGCAUCUGGCAGGUGGACUGGAGCGUCUGAGGCUCGAGUGUCUCUCAAACCUGGUUGUUGUGGAGAUCCAGGACAUCAUCAGGACUCACAUUGAGAAAAUAUGGCUGCCUCAGUUCCUGUCCACAGCAGAGUUCACAGAGCGACAGAAGCACAAACCAAAGCCCCAAGCAGCAGGCUGGCUCUCACAGCACGUCUACCAUCGACGCAGAACGAGGCGAAAAGCCUGGAAGGCUGAGGGCUUAUGGAUGAGUUCCUCCAAAGAGAUUCUCCUGUUUCGACAGAUCUUACUCAACCCAGUCACUUGUAUGCAAUUCCAGCACUUUGUCUCCUUGAAGGGAGACUUCCUGGAGAACGACAUGCUCUUUUGGCUGGAAGUCCAGAGGUAUAAGGACCUCUGUCAUUCUCACAGUGAUGAGGCCACCAUCCAGCAGAAGAUCUCCACCAUCAUCGACUGUUUCAUCGACUCGUCCAUGCCCCCCACCCUGCAGAUAGACAUCCCUCCUGAACAGGCCCAACACAUUCUGGAGAAACGCCACGAGCUUGGCCCUUACAUCUUCAGAGAAGCACAGAUGUCAGUGUUCAGUGAAUUGCUGAAGUUUUGGCCCGAAUUUCAAGAGCUGAGCAGCAGCGUCCAAGAGGAGCAACUCCUUCCUCUACUGCAGGAGAAACGAGUCAAACACAGAGCCAGAGUGCGAAGACAGAGGAGGAAGGAGGAGGAGGAGGAGCAGGAGGAAGAAGAGGAUGAGAGGAGGAGAGUUCAGGAAGAGUGGGAGGCACAAGAAUCCAAUUUUAGUGAGGAGGAGGACACAGACGAGGACAUAGACGAUGUAAAAGAAGAACGAGAGGGAAGAAGUGGAAAAAAGCAGUCGAGGACACAGAGCCGGGUGCUGGUGACUCCCACACAGCCGCUGUCGUGGUCCUAUUCCAAGUACAUGGCAGCUCUGAAGAGAGAGGAGGUGCUGCUGAGGAAAAAGAGUCAGCUGGAAGCCUCGUUCUCCACAGCCUCAGACUCCUCCUCUUACUGCAGUGUCAGGUCAGCGGGCAGUAAGCACAGCCUCGGGCAGUCACACCGCUCCUCCAGAGCAGACAGUAAACAGUGUAACAGAUAUAAAAGAGGUGUAAGAGCCUGCAACAUGAAAUGAAACCAAAGCCUUAAGAACCGACACAGAUGAGACGCUGUUAUCAGAGCAUGACGAGGGAAAACAGAGCUGCUGCUGAUAUCAUGAUGAUGAUGAUGAUGAUGAGGCUGAGUUUACACCUGAUGUAAGAAUAUUUUCAAUCCCAGUGUAACAAACACCUACGAACUCUUUUACUGCUACUGUGUGAAUCCUAGCAGAUUACCAUGUAACAAACUGUACUGGUAUUUAGAUUUGUUUUAGUGC
Toxotes jaculatrix (banded archerfish) is the source of this 3900-nucleotide messenger RNA. Its product is annotated as regulator of G-protein signaling 22. Gene Ontology annotation, molecular function: G-protein alpha-subunit binding. NCBI's taxonomy places the organism in Eukaryota, Metazoa, Chordata, Actinopteri, Toxotidae. The record is from RefSeq and is a predicted model, not a curated record. Bases 1 to 3660 code for a protein of 1219 amino acids. Gene Ontology annotation, biological process: regulation of signal transduction. The transcript is spliced from 24 exons.